GAACGGCGCGCUUCGAUUGGCUUCUAGGCCUGCAGGUGCCGGAAACCAGCAAAGCUGUGGCCAAUGGCAAAAUCACAUUCGGUCUCCCAACACUUUCCGGCAAAACGUCUCCAACUCUGAGCGCUUCCACUCCCUCCAGACAACAACAUCACUCUCGUUGAACCGAUUCGAAUCCACAAACACAAACAAACGCCAUGCCUCGCCAGUCUAGGUCGUCCGCCCGCCCGGCUCCGUCCCGGCCCACCGUGCCCGCCCGCUCGGCGCCCGCCCCGACCCAGCAGCAGCAGACCCGGCCGGCAGCUACCUACGCCGCGCCUUCGUCGGCUCCCACCUCCUCCCAGAUGGCUCCCCACGCCCCGACGGCGCCCGUAUCCCAGGGCCCCGGCCUCCUCGGCCAGAUGGCCAGCACCGCCGCUGGCGUUGCCAUCGGCUCCUCGAUCGGCCACGUCGUCGGCAACGGCAUCAGCAGCCUCUGGGGCGGCUCCUCGAGCAGCGCGCCCGAGCCCGCGACGCAGGCCCAGGCGGCUCAGACCAACAGCACCUUUGGCAACAACUGCGCCGGCGUUACGGAGCAGUUCACAAAAUGCAUGGACGAGCACGGCGGCAACAUGUCGAUUUGCGGGUGGUAUCUGGAGCAGCUCAAAGCGUGCCAGGCUGCUGCCAAGCAGUACUAAAGCAUGGCGCAUGGACGAUAGGAGAUGGAAUGUAAUUUCACGGCAUAUCCGGGCGUGAAAACAGAGGGACGCUGUAUUCGGCCAUCAACCCAUUAUAUCACUGUACAAUAGAGCAGCGCAAGACAUAUUCCGCCCUUCAAAGAACCACGGAUUGAUGCUGCGACUGGACAAUCCCGCUCAACGCCGUAUUAAGAAUCACGCCUACUCUCCGUCAUCUGGCCUGGGCUCAUAAUUGA
Molecule: messenger RNA, 910 nt
Organism: Parathielavia appendiculata
Lineage: Eukaryota; Fungi; Ascomycota; Sordariomycetes; Sordariales; Chaetomiaceae
Exons: 3
Coding region: 195-674 (159 amino acids)
Biological process (GO): mitochondrion organization
Cellular component (GO): nucleus; mitochondrion
Source: RefSeq, a predicted model, not a curated record